Tupaia belangeri chinensis (Chinese tree shrew) is the source of this 2052-nucleotide messenger RNA. It is a transcript of the gene CHAT, whose product is annotated as choline O-acetyltransferase. The record is from RefSeq and is a predicted model, not a curated record. The transcript has 14 exons. NCBI's taxonomy places the organism in Eukaryota, Metazoa, Chordata, Mammalia, Scandentia, Tupaiidae. Gene Ontology annotation, molecular function: choline O-acetyltransferase activity. Gene Ontology annotation, biological process: acetylcholine biosynthetic process; neuromuscular synaptic transmission. Gene Ontology annotation, cellular component: neuron projection; cytoplasm. Bases 1 to 1917 code for a protein of 638 amino acids.
AUGCCCAUCCUGGAAAAGGUCCCCCACAAGAUGGCAGCGAAGACUCCGGGUGGUGAGGAGGAGCCUGGGCUGCCCAAGCUGCCAGUGCCCCCACUGCAGCAGACCCUGGCCACCUACCUGCAGUGCAUGCAGCACCUGGUGCCCGAGGAGCAGUUCCGGAAGACGCAGGCCAUUGUGCAGCAGUUUGGGGCCCCCGGUGGCCUUGGCGAGGCCCUGCAGCAGAAGCUCCUGGAGCGGCAGGAGAGGACAGCCAACUGGGUGUCUGAGUACUGGCUGAACGACAUGUACCUCAAUAACCGCCUGCCUCUGCCCGUCAACUCCAGCCCAGCUGUGAUAUUUGCCAAGCAGCACUUCCAAGACACCAACGAGCAGCUAAGAUUUGCAGCCAGCCUCAUCUCCGGGGUGCUCAGCUACAAGGCCCUGCUGGACAGCCACUCCAUCCCCACCGACUGUGCCAGGGGCCAGCUAUCAGGGCAGCCCCUCUGCAUGAAGCAGUAUUCCGGGCUCUUCUCCUCCUACCGGCUCCCUGGCCACUCCCAGGACACACUGGUGGCCCAGAAGAGCAGUGUCAUGCCGGAGCCCGAGCACGUCAUUGUGGCCUGCUGCAACCAGUUCUUUGUCUUGGAUGUUGUCAUUAAUUUCCGCCGUCUCAGUGAGGGGGAUCUGUUCACUCAGUUGAGAAAGAUAGUCAAAAUGGCGUCCAACGAGGAUGAACGCUUGCCUCCCAUCGGCCUGCUGACGUCAGACGGGAGGAGCGAGUGGGCCGAGGCCAGGACGGUCCUCGUGAAAGACUCCACCAACCGGGACUCGCUGGACAUGAUCGAGCGCUGCCUCUGUCUGGUGUGCCUGGACGGCCCCGGCGGCGUGGAGCCCAGCGACACCAACAGGGCGCUCCAGCUCCUCCACGGCGGGGGCUGCGGCAGGAACGGGGCCAACCGCUGGUACGACAAGUCCCUGCAGUUCGUGGUGAGCCGAGACGGCACCUGCGGCGUGGUGUGCGAGCACUCUCCCUUCGAUGGCAUCGUGCUGGUACAGUGCACUGAACACCUGCUCCAGCACAUGAUGGCAGGUGGCAAGAAGCUGAUCCGAGCUGAUUCUGUGAGCGAGCUCCCAGCACCCCGGAGGCUCAGAUGGAAAUGCUCCCCGGAAACCCAGGGCCACUUAGCCGCCUCGGCAGAGAAACUUCAACGGAUAGUAAAGAAUCUCGACUUCACUGUCUAUAAAUUUGACAGCUAUGGGAAAACCUUCAUUAAGAAGCAGAAGUGCAGCCCUGACGCUUUCAUCCAGGUGGCCCUCCAGCUGGCCUUCUACCGGCUCCACCAGAGACUGGUGCCCACCUACGAGAGCGCGUCCAUUCGCCGGUUCCGGGAGGGCCGGGUGGACAACAUCAGGUCGGCCACCCCCGAGGCACUGACUUUCGUGAGAGCCAUGACGGACCACAAGGAUGUUGUGCCGGCCUCUGAGAAGCUGCUGCUCCUGAAGGAUGCCAUCCGAGCCCAGACCGAGUACACAGUCAUGGCCAUAACAGGGAUGGCCAUCGACAACCACCUGCUGGCACUGCGGGAGCUGGCCCGGGACAUGUGCAAGGAGCUGCCCGAGAUGUUCACAGAUGAGACAUACCUGAUGAGCAACCGGUUUGUCCUCUCCACCAGCCAGGUGCCCACAACCAUGGAGAUGUUCUGCUGCUAUGGCCCUGUGGUCCCCAAUGGGUACGGUGCCUGCUACAACCCCCAGCCAGAGACCAUCCUCUUCUGCAUCUCCAGCUUCCAUGGCUGCAGAGAGACCUCUUCUUCCAAGUUUGCGAAAGCCGUGGAGGAGAGUCUCUCCGACAUGAGAGACCUCUGCAGCCUGCCGCAGCCUGCCGAGGGCCAGCCUCUGGCGACAGCCACGAAACCCCACCAGGAGCAUCAGCCUUGACUCCUGCCACUAGACCUCACCUCCCCAAGCCCAGCCUCCUGCAACUCCAUACCCUGCCAAAGCCCUGCUACAUCCCUCACCCCAGCUUUGCACUGUCAGAGUCCUCAGGGCCCACCGGCAGGCCACAUAGCCACA